Molecule: messenger RNA, 2764 nt
Organism: Pseudoliparis swirei
Lineage: Eukaryota; Metazoa; Chordata; Actinopteri; Perciformes; Liparidae
Gene: parp2
Product: poly (ADP-ribose) polymerase 2
Exons: 17
Coding region: 91-2043 (650 amino acids)
Molecular function (GO): zinc ion binding; NAD+ poly-ADP-ribosyltransferase activity
Source: RefSeq, a predicted model, not a curated record
UUUACCGCUCGCCCACCUCCUUUUGUUACCCCCCGGUAUUAUUGUAGUUAGCUACACAUCUACUGCGAGUUGUUUCCUUUGUAAACCAACAUGAGGCGCACAAGAAGUUCGAGGAGUAAAACUCAGACCGCUCAAGAAGCCGAGGAAGUCCUGUCAAAAACAGUUUGGCAGUGGGAAGGCGAUGAAGGAUGGUGGGAACCAUACUCCCCUGCAGACUGCGUCCUGUUGGACUCAGCCGUCUCUUCGGGAAACACUUCCGUCACUCUGUCUCUGGGCUCCGGAACGAGCUACGAGGUCGACCUGAAGAAGAUGGUCCAGGUUAAUCCUGUCACCAAGUACAAGAGGAAGAUUCGCUCUCAGACCGUAAAACCAGAAUGUCUAAAUGUGGCAAGUGACUCGGCUACUCAAAAUGCGACGCCGGUUCAACUUAAAGAGGAAGAGGAUGAGGCGGAAAAGCAACCUGCAGCUAAAAGGAAGAGAGCGCAGAGCAAGAGUCAGGCAAAAACUGAGAAAAUGCCCAAAGAAGAAAUAAAAAGUGACGAGGUCGUGAGGACGGUGGUCAUGAAGGGAAAAGCUCCAUUGGACUCUGAAUGUAAAGCCAAGCUGGGAAAGGCUUAUGUUUACAGUUCAGGAAAUGAUGUUUACGACGUGAUGCUGAAUCAGACAAAUCUUCAGUUCAACAACAACAAAUACUACCUGAUCCAGCUGCUGCAGGACGACAGCUCCAAGGUGUACAGCGUGUGGUCGAGGUGGGGCAGAGUGGGUAAAGUGGGCCAGAGCAGCCUGACAGCCUGUGGCGGAGACCUGCUGAAAGCCAAAGAUAUCUUCAAGAAGAAGUUUUUAGACAAGACCAAGAAUGAGUGGGAAGACAGAGCGAGUUUUGAGAAAGUAGCUGGAAAAUAUGACAUGGUGUUCAUGGACUACAGCAUCAGCGAAAAGGAGGAGAGCCAGACCACUGUGGAUGCUGCGCCCGAUAAGAGGACCUCCCAGCUGGACGCCAAGAUCCAGUCGCUCCUGGAGCUCAUCUGUGACAUCAAAGCCAUGGAGGAGUGCGUGCUGGAGAUGAAGUUUGACACCCGGAAAGCUCCCCUCGGCAAGCUGACCACAGAGCAGAUCCGUGCAGGCUACAUGGCGCUGAAGAAAAUCGAGGAGUGUUUGAAGAAGAAGAGCAACAGUCGUGAGCUGCUGGAAGCGUGCAACCAGUUCUACACCCGCAUCCCUCACAACUUUGGGUUGAAAACUCCCCCAGUUAUUCAUACGGAAGAUGAGCUGAAGGAAAAAAUAUCACUUUUGGAGGCUCUGAGUGACAUUCAGAUAGCAGUGAAAAUGGUUCAGUCCAGUAAAAAUGGGGACGAGCAUCCUCUGGACAGACAGUACUCCUCCCUCCAUUGUCAAAUGCAGGCGCUGGACUCCAGCAGCAACGAGUACACGGUGGUCGAAAAGUACCUGCAGUCCACUCACGCCACCACCCAUCAUGACUACACCAUGACGGUCCUGGACAUCUUCUCAGUGGACAGAGAAGGGGAGAGGAACAACUUCCUCUCUCAGAUGGACAACAGGACUCUGUUGUGGCACGGCUCCCGCAUGUCGAACUGGGUCGGCAUCCUCAGCCAGGGGCUCAGAGUGGCCCCGCCCGAAGCCCCCGUCACGGGUUACAUGUUCGGUAAAGGGAUCUACUUUGCUGACAUGUCGUCAAAGAGCGCCAACUACUGCUUUGCCGGUCAGAACAACAACGUCGGACUUCUGCUCCUGUCUGAGGUCGCUCUGGGAGACAGUAACGAGCUGCUGGACGCCGACUACGAGGCCAACAACCUGCCCGCUGGGAAACACAGCACCAAGGGCCUGGGGAGGACCGGACCCAACCCCAAGAACUCUGUGGAUCUGGAUGGUGUGACCGUGCCCAUGGGGCCGGUGGAGAAGAUGGGGGUGGGUAAAAAAAGCUCUUACGCCCUCCUGUACAACGAGUUCAUCGUUUACAACCCGGCCCAGACCCGCAUGAGGUACCUGCUGCGGAUCAAGUUCAACUACUCUUCACUCUGGUGAUGAAGAACUGGUUCUGGAUGCAUGAAAUCUGGAGAUUUCUGGGUGAUUUUACAUUCCCCACAAAGCAGGGAAUCAUUCCCCAUGUACAGUAUGAUUCUGUUUAGCAGAGGAUGUGAAGGUGACAUGUGGAGCUGCAACAUCGACAUUGAAAAAGUGGUUUUAGUCAAUUUGAAGCUAAAAGACAAAUAGAUUAAAUAUAUCUUUGGGGUUUUAAAUUGUGAUUAAAAAAAGCCUCACCUGGAUCUGUGAAAGAUUGUCUUUUUUUCUGUCAAAACAAUUAUGGGAUUAAUCUCCAAAAUAACUGGCAGAUGAAGCCGUUGCAGCUCCACAGUGACGUCAACAGAUUAAAUGUGUAUGCUUCUCAAUUACAGCAAACAAAUACAGCAACAAAAAUACAUUUUUACUAAUUUUUGUUGUUGUUUUUGUCAGAAAGAUAUGUUGGACCCUGUCAAAUCAUUUCCUGAAUAUUGCUAUUUUUUUUCUGAACUUUGGUGAAGAGUGAUCCACGUUAACGUUUUGCACUACUUUUUGUUGUAUCGCGUUCUUCCUCAUGUCCAUGUGAGCUGUGUUGUGUGUCAAGUCUGUAUGAAACGCAAAUGUUCUCAUGGAUUAUCAGCGUCUGACUUAAUCAAACAAUGUAAUGAUGUGGAUGUUCUUGACGUGAGCUUUUCUACUGAAUAAGUACCUAAAGUCUAUUAAAUGUGUCUUAUUAGUGCUGAAA